AUGCGGCAAUUGAUACGGCAGUAUGCCACUGUGCAAACAGUCACACAAAUAGGAGCAUUCCCACUGAAUUCAACUAUUUACCUGUUGAUUCAGCCAACUGGUAGAAUCCAUCUUGGGAAUUAUCUCGGUGCAGUGAGGAAUUGGAAAGAUUUAGCUCAAGAAUCUUCUAGCCAAGACAUACCUUCUAAUUGUAUAUUUGGUACUGCUGAUUUACAUGCUAUUACUGUAUUCAAGGAACCCACGGAGCUCAAGAAGUUUAGAUAUGAAACUUUGGCCAGUUUACUAUCGGCAGGUUUAGAUCCAACAAAAUGUAUUUUGUAUCAUCAACUGUCAGUACCUGAACACAGUCAACUUUCAUGGAUCUUUACAUGUUUGACCAAUAUUGGAAGUUUGAACCGAAUGACCCAAUGGAAACUGAAAGCUCAUCUAAAUGAUAGUGGUAGUUUGUUUGAUGAAGAAGUAGGGAAGGCUAAAGCCGGAUUAUUAUGCUAUCCAGUAUUACAAGCAGCUGAUGUAUUGCUAUAUAAGGCAACUCAUGUACCUGUUGGAGAUGACCAAAGUCAACAUUUGGAAUUGACAAGAGGUAUAGCCACUACUUUCAAUCAUAGCUAUAAGACUAAUAUGUUUCCUUUACCAAAGACACUCUUAACUCCGACCAAGAAGAUUCUUUCCCUUAGAAACCCCGACAAGAAGAUGUCCAAGUCAGAUCCCGAUCAGAAUUCGUGUAUCUAUGUUAACGAACAACCCGAGGCAAUUGCCAAAAAGAUCAGGAAGGCAACUACAGAUUCAAUCCAAGGUGGUAUAUACUAUGAUCCCGACGGAAGACCGGGAGUCUCUAAUCUCAUUAACAUAGUCAGUGGAAUCACCCGAAAGUCAAUUGAUGAUACAGUUAAAGACAUGGAAUGGAUGACUAAUCACAAACAAUUGAAAGACUAUGUCACCGAAGUCAUUGUGGAAGAAUUGAAACCUCGUAGACACUUAUUUGAUGAACUCAUGACCGAUAAGGCUUAUUUAGAGCAAAUAGCCAAUGAAGGCAGUAGAAAAGCUAGGGAGAUAGCCACGACUAAUAUGGACCAAAUUAAUAAGUUAAUUGGGUUUGAUUAA
Molecule: messenger RNA, 1104 nt
Organism: Lizanozyma spartinae
Lineage: Eukaryota; Fungi; Ascomycota; Pichiomycetes; Serinales; Debaryomycetaceae
Gene: MSW1
Product: tryptophan--tRNA ligase
Exons: 1
Coding region: 1-1104 (367 amino acids)
Biological process (GO): mitochondrial tryptophanyl-tRNA aminoacylation
Cellular component (GO): mitochondrial matrix; mitochondrion
Molecular function (GO): tryptophan-tRNA ligase activity; ATP binding
Source: RefSeq, a predicted model, not a curated record